ACGUCAAUGCACGUCAACUGGAGAACAUGAUGCCUGCUGCAAGUCAACUCGUGUACUCUCGCUAAUAGAGCUGAAAUAUUAUAGCCCUUUUGUACUAGCAAGGGUGGCGUGAGAGACCACGACGCUCGCAAAUGUCCUGUUUUCUUUCCUUUGAACUGAGCGCGCCGUCACCGUUCAAGCUGGCUGGCAAAAGAGGGAUUGUACUUUGUCUAUUUUUGAUAGACAUAUUCUAGCAAGCUUACUUGUUUUCCCCUUCUUUGAUAUCGUCAAGCAAGUGGCGGGUCCCUACGUCCUCUCCCCCAAAUCCCAUACACUCCAAGAGCAGCAUGGUCAUGGCUGACAGUCACCAAAAGCCGAUGCUUCGGGGUCCAGUUCGAGUGGGCUUUUACGAUAUCGAACGCACUUUAGGAAAAGGCAAUUUCGCUGUGGUGAAGCUGGCGAGACACCGCAUCACCAAAACGGAGGUGGCCAUCAAGAUCAUCGAUAAAACACAGCUGGACGCGGUGAACCUGGAGAAGAUCUACAGGGAAGUCCAGAUCAUGAAGAUGCUGGACCACCCGCACAUCAUCAAAUUGUACCAGGUCAUGGAAACCAAGAACAUGCUGUACUUGGUGACGGAGUAUGCCAAAAACGGAGAGAUCUUUGACUAUCUGGCCAACCACGGGCGGCUGAGCGAGCCGGAGGCGCGGCGCAAGUUCUGGCAGAUCCUGUCGGCCGUGGAGUACUGCCACAACCGCAACAUCGUCCACCGCGACCUGAAGGCCGAGAACCUGCUGCUGGACGGCCACAUGAACAUCAAGAUCGCAGAUUUCGGGUUCGGUAACUUCUUCCAGCCGGGGGAGCCCCUGGCCACGUGGUGCGGGAGCCCCCCUUACGCUGCUCCGGAGGUCUUCGAGGGGCAGCAGUACGAGGGACCCCAGCUGGACAUUUGGAGCAUGGGCGUGGUGCUGUACGUGCUGGUGUGCGGGGCGCUGCCCUUCGACGGCCCCACCCUGCCCGUGCUGCGACAGCGCGUUCUGGAGGGGCGGUUCCGCAUACCCUACUUCAUGACGGAAGACUGUGAGCACCUGAUCCGGCGCAUGCUGGUUCUGGACCCGUCCAAGCGGCUGUCGGUGGCGCAGAUUAAGGAGCACCGCUGGAUGGCGCUGGAGGUGCCCGUCCAGCGGCCCACGCUGUACCAGCGGAGCACGCCCGCCGAGGGCGAGGCCGGGGGCGUGGCCGGGUACAGCGAGCAGGUGCUGCGGCUCAUGCACAGCCUGGGCAUCGACCAGCACAAGACCGUGGAGUCUCUGCAGAACAAGAGCUACAACCACUUUGCCGCCAUCUACUACCUCCUGGUGGAGCGGCUGAAGGCCCACCGCUGCAGCUUCCCCGUGGAGCAGCGGCUGGACCCCCGGCAGCGCCGGCCCAGCACCAUCGCCGAGCAGUCCCUCGCCAAGGCGGGCGGCGCCGUUCCCGCGCAGGUGGGGCUCCUCCCUCAGGGCGUGCGCCUCCUGCGGUCCUCCGCCCUCCCGCAGCCCGCCGCCGAGUCCUUCGCCUUCCCACAAUCCUCCUGUCAGCCGGAGCACAGCUUUAUGGAGGAGGACGUGGGGACGCCCAAGGUCAAUGGCUGUCUCCUGGAGCCCCUCCCCCCCGCCAUCAUCCGCAAAACCAGCACCUCGUCGCCUAGCAACAUGAUGGAGACCUCCAUCGACGAGGGCAUCGAGACGGAGGAGCCGGAGAUGGAGGACGACCCCUCCCACGUCUUCGCCGCCUUCCAGACGGCCCGAUUCGGCCAGCGCCGCCACACCCUCUCCGAGGUCACCAACCAGCCCGGCGGCGUCACCGGCACAGGGAAGCUGUUCAGCAUGGGCCACAACCCGUCCCUGGGCAGCGUGGACUCCGAGUACGACAUGGGCUCGGUGCACAGUGACCUGAGCCUGCUGGAGGACCCCUGUGCCGCCAACACGUCCGGCCCCCGCAUGACCCCGCCCUUCAUCGGCCUGAAGCCCGCCAACCCCGCCAUGCAGACGCUCUCCUCCCAGAGGAGGGAGGCCCACAACCGCUCACCAAUCAGCUUCCGCGAGGGCCGCCGCGCCUCCGACACCUCCCUCACGCAAGGCUUGGUGGCCUUCAGGCAGCACUUGCAGAACCUGGCCCGGACCAAAGGCAUCCUGGAGCUGAACAAGGCGCAGAUGCUGUAUGAGCAGAUGGGCUCCGGGGAGGACCCAGGGCUCUACCCUCCGGACACGCACCCGCACCUGUACGACCUGCUGGACCCCCUGCUGCAGGGCGAAGGGGGCCAGCAGCAGGACAGUUUAGCGGUGUUUUCGGCUGGCGCCCAACCCCCGUUACUGUCCCGGAGACAGAGCCUGGAGACCCAGUACCUGUCCCACAGACUGCAGAAGGGCAGCCUCAUGGUCAGCCCCCCCAGCAGCUGCCAGAUGUUCUGUAAGGAGCCCCCCCGCAGCCUGGAGCAGCAGCUACAGGAGCACAGGCUUCAGCAGAAGAGGAUGUUCCUGCAGAAGCAGUCUCAGCUGCAGUCCUACUUCAAUCAGAUGCAGAUUGCAGAGGGCUCGUACCCCCACCCCCCUCCCAGGGGCCCCGGGGACCAUUCGGGCCCUCCCCCUCUGCAGGGCCCCAUCGCCACGGCGACGCAGCCCAGCGCCCAGCCGUCCCCUCACUACGGGCGGGCCCCGGGCCUCGGGCCCCUGAUGGGGCCCAGCGCUGAGGCCGUGAUCUUCGAGCCCUACCCGGGUCACUACCCGCAGCUGCUCCACGCCCCGCCCCUUCCCCCCGGCCUCCCCGCCCACCCGCACGGCCACGCCCCCGAGGCCCUGGGCUACCCCGUCUGCGACCUGACCCUGUCCCACUCGGCGGAGGCGCUGUGUGCGGAGCAGUACCAGUGCCCCGCGGACCCCGGGCAGCCUCCCCCCGCGGCCCAGGCCGAGGGCGCCGGGCCCGGGUACGACGGCCUGGCCCUCCCCGAGCUCCACGACGCCUUCCUGGAGGGCGAGAUGAUGGAGACGGUGGACUCGCAGCACGGCUUCGUCCUGGUGAACUGAGCGGGGCAUUCUGGGAGAUGCAGUAUUACCCGUGAGACUCGCACGGCUUUGAACAGGGUCUGGGGGAGGAGCCCGCGCGUGGAGGGGGAGGGGCCGACGGGUGAAAAGAAAUGGUCGAGAGACAUUUUUUGAGAUUUCGGUAUCGUUCAUACUGUUUUGGUCAUCAAGAACCUCGAGACUUUCUACCGAAACCCUCCCUACCUCCCUGACUUGAACCCCCGCCGGUCCUACUGGCGCUGCUUCCAGCCCCCCCCCCUCGGGGUUCUGCGGCCAAUGGCUAGCGAGCGCGCGUGGGCCUCUGCGGGCGCGUACAUGUGCGUGUGUGUGUCACAUGACCUCCCCCCGCGGAGAUGUCUGCCUCAGAGCCAAGGCAGAAGCUGUUAGCUUUGCUAGCGGCGUCAGGCCUGGAGAGGCUCCAGCUCCUUCCCAAGAGCACAAACAACGGCAAGCGCGUUCGUUGUUCUUUCUUUUCCUUUCCUUUUUUUAAAUACGGUCAUAGGACAGAGACUUGGCUCACAAAUCCCUUUGUGGACGUGACAUUUCAUUCGAACGAUGAAAACAUUACGCGCUCUUACGUGAUGUAAGUGCGCUGUCCUUGGAUUUUUUUUUUUUUUUUUUUUUUUGGUGUGGCAAUAUUGAAGCAAUAUUAUUAAUCUGGAACUGAAAGAAACCUUAAGGUUUCUGAAGGAAUUAUCUUAUUUUAGUAACCUUAAGAGUUGUCAAGUGGCCUAAAGUAACCUAAAGAUUGUCGAGCGAGAUUUAGACAAGGAGGAACACAAGGCUAAGUCACUUGACACUGGAUUCAGACGACUAGCUGACUCCUGUUCUCACGGCAACGCGAUUGAAGAAGGGUUUUCCUUUUCUUACAGCACUUAUUAAAAAAAUCUACUUGAAACGUAAUAAUAAAUCGCUGACUAAAUUUGUAACGCUACUUUUUUUCUGAAAAAAAUAGGAGGAUGAAAAUAAAUUUGUACUGUAUUGUGUCGGUCAUAACGGAAGGAAGGCAAGGCGGACGUCAGUGUCGAGAGAAGUUCUUGUACUGGAGCACUUUUUCUAGGAAGUAAAAAUGAACGAGGAGGAGGAGGCAGCCUGGAUGAAGAUUCCGGUUUGCCGGUUCUGCAGACUCAAAAGAAGGGACACUUAAACUCUUUCUUUUGGUUUUGUUUAGUUUUUUUCCUUUAAAGAGGACACAUUGAACUCGGGAUUUUCCAGAGUAAGACCGGAGAGACUUUUGGUAUUGGUGAUUGUUCACUUGUGCUUUGUAUAAAAUUAGGUUUUUAGAGAUUCUUGAAUGUGUUGAAUUCAAGAAACAACAAAUGACGUGUUCAGUGUGGUAGUGCUGUGCCUUUUAAUUUUCCCCUUAAUUUAAGAAUUGGAAAUAUAUAUAUAUUUUUGGUUUUUUUAGGAUUUAUUAUUUUUUGUUUUGUUUCUGGUAUCCCUUUUGGAACUAAGUAGACCCAAUUUUAUUAAGGUACAAAACCAAAGUCCCUUCAGAAGGUUCUGGUUCUCAACCCACCAUGUGGCGUUUGGACCUUCAUAGUUUCUUCACAGAAUUGUUAUUGUUUUGUUUUACCUUUUUUUUUUUUUUUUUUUUUUUUUUUUGGUCAGUCAGUAUAUGCCGUACAGAAGUAUUAUAGCAAUAUUUAUGAAUAACAGUUAUGAUGCUGAAAUUAAGGGUAGUGAACAUGUUGCAGUAUCAUGUUGUUUGUGUCAUGUCACCUUCAGCUGAAACAAACACCGUUCUUUGGAGUUCCACAUUUGCAUAUUUGCCAUCGUUGAUGUUGACCACACAUAAGCUAACAUGCUGUUUGAGACAUAAAUAAGAAAGGUUCGUUCAAAA
This is a messenger RNA of Anguilla anguilla (European eel), 4884 nucleotides long. RefSeq names its product salt-inducible kinase 2b (gene sik2b). Lineage: Eukaryota; Metazoa; Chordata; Actinopteri; Anguilliformes; Anguillidae. The record is from RefSeq and is a predicted model, not a curated record. Gene Ontology annotation, biological process: intracellular signal transduction; protein phosphorylation; microtubule cytoskeleton organization. The coding region runs from base 327 to 3044 and encodes 905 amino acids. The transcript is spliced from 15 exons. Gene Ontology annotation, molecular function: tau-protein kinase activity; ATP binding; protein serine/threonine kinase activity. Gene Ontology annotation, cellular component: cytoplasm.